AUGGAGGCAGCCCCCGGCGUGUCACCGCCGCAGGCGGACACGGACCGGGCUGGGUGUACCGCGGCGCAGCCUACAGAGCUGGCUGACGCCCACGGAGCUUCGCCGUCGCCGACGGGAAGCCUUCCAACGCGGACCAGCCAUGGAAACGAAGCCGCUGGUGACGCCGUGUUGCCGCCGCCGGCGGACACGGGCCAGCCCGGGGCCACUGCGGUGCAGCCUACAGAGCCGAAUAGAGCUGCUGAAGCCUACGGAGCCUCGCCGCCGCCGGCGGGAGGCCUACAAGCGCUGAGCACGGGCCGAGGUGCAGCUGCCGGCCCCGCCGUGUCACCGCCGCCGGCGGACACUGGCCAGAUUGGGUGCACCGCAGCGCAGUCUACCAGGCCGGCUGCCGCCUACGGAGCCUCGCCGCCGCCGGCGGGAGGCCUGCCAGUACGGAGUGGGGACGGAGACCCGCCUGAACAAACGGUAGCGGCUCACGCCGCCGCGCUCCUCCGUACGCCGCAGGGAUGCGUGUCCGCCGGUGACAAGUCCGACCGGCGCGGUGACACGAACCUCGGUGACACCACCCUCCACUCGGUCGAGGUGGUGGAUGACCUGCUCGGUCCGACCGUCGAUGACGAGGUGUGGGAGGACGCUGAGGACCCGCUUCACGCAGCUGCCGUCGCAGCUAUGCUCGCUGAGCGGGAUACGGAGUGCGACGCGCGUCUGCCGCCGCUCGUGGACCCGAGUCUAGGGGUGACCAGAGCCGCUGCUGACCACGACCCGUGGCCGCCACCGACACCGGAGCGACGCCUGCCGCGGACCUCCCCGUGCGACGGCGGGCGCGUCCGCUGCAAGAAGCGCCCGAGACGCCGCGGAAGAGAGCGCAGGCGCCGCCGUCUGCACCGCGCUGCGGUGGCCUUGUGCGCCCGGACCCCGGAGGGUCCGCUGUGGUGCCUUGGAAUGAAGACGAUGUGA
Messenger RNA from Amphibalanus amphitrite, 957 nucleotides. RefSeq names its product skin secretory protein xP2-like. Lineage: Eukaryota; Metazoa; Arthropoda; Thecostraca; Balanomorpha; Balanidae. Bases 1 to 957 code for a protein of 318 amino acids. The record is from RefSeq and is a predicted model, not a curated record. The transcript has a single exon.